CACCGGCCGGCGGCGGGCGGGGAACGGAGGUACGGCGGGCGCGCGGGAGGGGUCCGCGUCCGGCUCCUCCGGGCGCUCUAGCUCCCGCGGUGGCGGGGGGGAGAGGGGGCGCCCACGGCAGGGCGUGCCCCUCCGGUCUGGCGGCCUCCAAGGUGCUUCCUAAGUCUGGAUCAGCCUGGGGUGCCUCACACCCGCAGCCUUCGUCCCUCAGGCACCCGGGGAGCCCGGGGACCCGGCGGAGGGGUCACCGCUGCCAGGAGCCCCAGGUCUACUCUGCUCUCCCUCCGUCUCGCCGCCGCAAGGAUGGGGAGCGCCCGGGCGCCCGAAAGCGGUCUGGCUUGGGUCGUAGAGGGGUGAGCCCCUAUUCCCCCCUUUUGCGCGCUUCGCAUCUCUUCCCCGGGCACCUGCCAAUGACAGGAAUUCGGGCAGAGUGUGUGGGAAGAUGGUGUCAGGCGGAGGCGCCGUCUUUUGACUAGUGGCCGAGAACAAGAGGCACUGACCCUCCUAGCAGAGAAGAAUCACGGGGCGCACUUCUUGGACUAGUUUCCUUACAGACUUCCCUCGAACUUAAAAACAAAACGAGUCUAAAAGUAGAGGGAAAGUGAGAUGACUGUGGCCGACGCGGGUAGAAGGUGCCCGCCACCGCGCGCAGUACUCUCUGGGCAGUCUCUGAGCAGGGGCAGGGGAUGGGCGGCGGGCACGGAAGGGUGGGGGAAGAGACAGGGGGCGCCAUCAGCCCGCGGAGCGUUCCAAGAGGCAGAAGCUGAGCCCGCGCCCCCGGGGUGGAUCCGCGGGAUUGGCCUGGGCUCCCCGCGCGCCCCAAACGGGGAUAAGUGACCAGGACCUGCCAGGACGCAGGCGGGGCCGAUGGAGGAGAAUAGAGGGGCAGUAAGGCCACAAGCAUCGUCCCGCCCUCCCUGGAACUAGCCGGUGGGGGCGCUAAGGCUCCGUCAAGUGCAGGGAGGCACUGGGAAACCACCCUUUUUUGCCUAAAGGCCUUACUUUGGGGUUUCCCCCUGCACCCUGGCCUUCCCCUGAAGGAAGCCUAGAGAGGCAUCUGGGCCUCAGCUUGUCUCGGGAUGUGGUCAACUCACCUGGAGGCGGUGGGAUUUAGGGUCACGCCAGGCGCAGGGAACCCUUUGCCUUAUCCCUGAACUUAGUGUGGGAUUUACCGGGAGGCUGUGUGAAUCAGACAGGUAGCAAGGGGCUUGCUGCUCCUCCCACUACCGGGCUGCAGAGCUCCUCCCCUAGGGGGUCCCUGGUCUCCGCAGGGUUCCGGGCUCCUCAGGUGGUUGGCUCCGGGGAUUCCAGGGCCUUGGCGUGAAUUGUGGGGCUUUCCUACCCCAGCAGAGGUUCCUGGGCUGCCCUUCUCGAUGCUUCACUGUUACAGAAUUCACCCGUAAGGGCUUUCUCAGGUCCUCAGCAGCCCACACCUUUUCCUUAUUUCCAUGGAAACUGAUGCAAGUUCUUCUGGCUUUCCCCACUCUCCGGGGCUCAAAUCCUAGGUGUGGGGGCCGCAGAAAUGUCACCCCAAGUCUCCAGAAGGCACACGUGUUCAGCUGUCAAUGAGUCAGGGCAGACCCCCUGGCCCUCUACUGAAAAAUCAAGUCCUCCCACCGGCAGAGCACAGUGUGGAUGGACUUUCUGAGAGCUGUGCUAUAGCUCCUGAGGUGCCCGGGAAGACUGGGCCACUAUUUCUGCCUGGAGAGAAAGUGGGACGGGGCCCAAACGCAUUGAAAUUCAGAACUGUUGGCAUUAGGAUAGUCUGAAGCAGAUCUAAGCCCACCUCUAGGCAGGAGGAAGCCUCGCUGGGAAACACACUGAGCCUGGGCCUGGUGCACCUGAGGCAGAAGAUCUUUCUUUGGCCUGCUUGCCGGAUACCCUCCCUUGGCCCUGGCUGCUUGUUAUGAGAGCCCUUUCUCCAUACUCCCCUCCUUAGAAUACCCGAAGGGAUUGUACAUUACUGACGUGAAUAAUUUCAACAUCUUUCUACUGAAGAGCACUGCUGGGCCAGGCUAGGCGGCCGGGGAAGGAGUCACCCUAACUUCCUCCUUGCCCUGGGCAGAGAGAGGAGUAGGCCUGUCUGGUCUCCCAGCUCCAUCACCCCUGGCGCAGCUGCGGGCCUGACCGUGUCGGGGGCUGGUCGUCAGGGAAGCUUGCCUUCCCCUCUGGGUCACCAGAGCUUUCCUCUGUCCUCUUCACAUAGCCAGAAUGGCAGCUCUUGGUGACUAUCACCGGUCAUUCUAGGACCACGGCCUCUCGUCUGAGGAUGCGGGUGGGAGCUACAAAUACAAAUGUGGUGGGUGAGGCCAUCCCCACAGCUGUGAACCACACCAAAUGUACAGUGACCGUCAGCAGGGGACUGGGGAAUGGGCUACGGGGUGAGGGAUUGAGAAUUUGGUCUUGGGGACCCAAAUGUGAAUUUUUCCAUUUAGCUUUCCCCCAGUUCACAGUGAGUCAGAUUUCCGAGUUGUCUGUUCUGGCCACUUUCAUUUCCCCUGGGGCUGGGUGGAGGCUGGUGUAGAAAGGGGAACUGAACCCUCAAUCUUUUAAGACCUGGGGGCAGGGCUGGGGGCUCUCCUAAACUCCCUGUCCUAGCCCAGAGCUGGGCACUGCCCUGAGGAGAGGCCCGCAGAUGGAGACUUCUUAGCAGCGUGGAGGUGGCGCUUAGCAACCACAGCCAAAAAGAUCCCUUUGCCAUGAACCAGCCGGCCCCCAGGCCCCCCCCUCCACCCCGCCGUGUGCGACUCAAGCCCUGGCUGGUGGCCCAGGUGAACAGCUGCCAGUACCCAGGGCUUCAGUGGGUCAAUGGGGAGAGGAAAUUCUUCUACAUCCCCUGGCGCCAUGCCACACGGCACGGCCCCAGCCAGGACGGAGAUAAUACCAUCUUCAAGGCCUGGGCCAAGGAGACAGGAAAGUACACCGAAGGGGUGGACGAGGCAGACCCGGCCAAGUGGAAGGCCAACCUGCGCUGUGCCCUUAACAAGAGCCGUGACUUCCGCCUCAUCUAUGAUGGACCCCGGGACAUGCCACCUCAGCCCUACAAGAUCUACGAGGUCUGCUCUAAUGGCCACGCUCCUGCAGAGUCACAGCCCAGUGAGGAUUACGCUUUUGGUGCAGGAGAGGAGGAGGAGGAGGAAGAGGAAGAGCUCCAGAGGAUGUUACCAAGCCUGAGCCUCACAGAAGCAGUGCAACCUGGCCCCCCCAUGGCACCCUAUUCCUUACCCAAAGAGGAUGUCAAGUGGCCACCCACUCUCCAGCCACCUGUGGUGCUGGGCCCUCCUGCACCAGACCCCAGCCUCCUGGGCCCCACCCCUGGCAACCCUGCUGGCUUUGGGGAGCUUCUCCCUGCGGUCCUGCCGAGCCUGCAGCCUGGGUCCCUGGCUGCCAGCCUGCCCCCCACAGGCGAACAACUCCUGCCCGACCUGCUGAUCAGCCCCCACAUGCUGCCUUUGACUGACUUGGAGAUCAAGUUCCAGUACCGGGGGCGGCCACCCCGUGCCCUCACCAUCAGCAACCCACAGGGCUGCCGGCUCUUCUACAGCCAGCUGGAGGCCACCCAAGAGCAGGUAGAGCUCUUUGGCCCCGUGAGCCUGGAGCAAGUGCGCUUCCCCAGCCCUGAGGACAUCCCCAGCGACAAGCAACGCUUCUACACAAACCAGUUGCUGGAUGUCCUGGACCGCGGGCUUAUACUCCAGCUGCAAGGCCAAGAUCUGUAUGCCAUCCGCCUGUGCCAGUGCAAGGUGUUCUGGAGCGGGCCCUGCGCCUCAGCCCACGGCUCACGGCCCAACCCCAUCCAGCGGGAGGUCAAAACCAAGCUCUUCAGCCUGGAGCAUUUUCUCAAUGAGCUCAUCCUGUUCCAGAAGGGCCAGACCAACACCCCGCCACCAUUUGAGAUCUUCUUCUGCUUUGGGGAGGAGUGGCCUGACCUCAAACCCCGAGAGAAGAAGCUCAUCACUGUACAGGUGGUGCCUGUAGCAGCUCGGCUGUUGCUGGAGAUGUUCUCAGGGGAGCUUUCUUGGUCAGCUGAUAGUAUCCGGCUACAGAUCUCAAACCCAGACCUCAAAGACCACAUGGUGGAACAAUUCAAGGAGCUCCAUCACAUCUGGCAGUCCCAGCAGCGGUUGCAGCCUGUGGCCCAGGCCCCUCCUGUGGCAGGUCUUGGUGCUGGCCAGGGGGCCUGGCCCAUGCACCCAGUCGGCAUGCAACAAUGAGACUGCGGAUACUGACUGGCACGGGCUUCCCAGGUGUCUGUGUGGAUUCAUGUGGAGGUGCAAUGGCCCCAGUUGGCACCUGAUUGGCUCGCAGGUCCUCUCUCUGGGUCUUCUGGAAGUGGAUUUGUGCUAAGGAGAGGGAAGAGAGCUCUGUGUUCCAGGCUCUCCUCGCAGCAUCUGAGGGAAGCUAGAAGCCACUUUUGCUUUCAGGGCUCAGUCUUCCUGGAUGUGCCUCGCCUCUGCUCACUCUGGAGGAACUCAGCCAUCAGCCCUGGUGAGCAGAGAACUCCCCCAACCCUAGGGGCCUAGCUGAGAGGGAUCUGUCCCAGAGUGGCCCACCCUUGUGGUUGCCCCCCAAUUCCUCAGGCAAAAACAGUCAAGUGCUGUGGGCCAUGCUCUCUCAACAGGGCAUGGGCCUGAUCUGAUUUGGGGGUUCCCUAGUUUGAGCCUCACACCCUCAUAUCUGAGACAGAUAUGCACAUAGGUAUUAUACCAGAUGCUUAAGGCUGGCAGCUACCUCCUUGCAAGAACAUGGAAUAGAAGUGGAAUUUUAUGUAUUUUUCAAUUAAUAAAUAUUGAAAAGAUCCA
Messenger RNA from Felis catus (domestic cat), 4802 nucleotides. It is a transcript of the gene IRF5, whose product is annotated as interferon regulatory factor 5. Gene Ontology annotation, biological process: regulation of transcription by RNA polymerase II; immune system process. The transcript is spliced from 9 exons. The coding region runs from base 2700 to 4214 and encodes 504 amino acids. NCBI's taxonomy places the organism in Eukaryota, Metazoa, Chordata, Mammalia, Carnivora, Felidae. The record is from RefSeq and is a predicted model, not a curated record. Gene Ontology annotation, cellular component: nucleus. Gene Ontology annotation, molecular function: RNA polymerase II cis-regulatory region sequence-specific DNA binding; protein binding; DNA-binding transcription factor activity, RNA polymerase II-specific.